Molecule: messenger RNA, 2523 nt
Organism: Diversispora eburnea
Lineage: Eukaryota; Fungi; Glomeromycota; Glomeromycetes; Diversisporales; Diversisporaceae
Source: the annotation of a GenBank genome assembly
AUGAUUACGACUACAAAUAUUACUCAAGCAUCUACUACUCUUUCUCCUGUAAAUUCACGUUCAUUUCAAACCCCUUGCUCUUUUAAUGAAAUAUCUCGAAAAGUUCUUCGAGCCAAUUAUCCUUCACCUGCGCGAAGUAAUAAUAAUAGUUCAAUUGGGAGUAUAAAUACCAAUAAUAAUGGACCUGAUAUAGAUCAAAUAUUGGAAGUUUUAAUUUCAACAAAUCUAAAUACCAGUAAUACAUUCGACCACGAUUUAUUAGAAUUAUUAGUAUCCGGUUGUCAUGCUAUUAAUCCAGGAGAAGAACAUGUUGCUUCAAAAUUUAGUAGAAUCGUGUUUACUUUUUGUAGUAAACGUAUGGUAAACCUUAAUGGAAAUAUAAAUGGAAAUAAAACACCUUUAGAACUUUUGAUUAAUUUCUUACUUAAUGCAUUUACAAAUGCUACUCAAAAUCUUUAUACUGUUGAUAUUUUGAGAGCUUUGAUUAGACGUAUGGCAAUUAAUUGUUUAGGAAAUAUAUGUUCUCGUAGUGGAACUAAAUUACAAGGAAAAUAUAAGAACAUUUAUGAAGUUCUCUUAGGAAAUUUAUCUACCCAAGUAAUUAAUAAUGAUGAUAGUGCUUUCUUAAAGGUUAUUAGUAGUACACUUCGAUCUUUACAAUUAGUUAUUAAUGAAGAUAAAAAUGUAUUAGCUGAACCAUUUGGACCAACAAUUGAAACUAUUAAGAAAUGUGUAUUCUUUAAUAUUGAAGAAUUAAAAGAAUCAGCUCGGAAUUCAGAUCAAACAAGAACAAGAAAUAAUAUGAGAAAAAAUAGUAAUCCAACAUCACCAAAUCGAAAUAUGCAUGUUCGAACAAGAUCACUUGGUCGUAAAUGGACAAGUUCUGAUUCCGAAAUAUCAGAUGAAGAUAGUAGAAUUCGACAAAAUGCUCUUGGAUGUCUUCAAAGUAUCGCAAAAGUCUCUCUAUCGACAUCUCCUUCAUUAUUUACCUUAAUUACAUAUGAAACUAUACCAGCUAUUCGGAUUACUGCUUGUUCAGUGAUUAUGACAAUGUUUGAUAAUUCUAAACAAUAUUUAGCAUUAGCUGAUGAUAGAGAAAUCAAAUCAUCUUUCACAUCAUUAUCUGCUAAAUUAGGAGCUAUUGUAAGAGAACUUCAUGCCGAUGUCAAUGUUAGAAUAAUAACCAUGACAUUAAUAUCUAAUAUUGUGGAAUGUAAAUCAUGUGUUGAAGAAGUUGAUAAUAUUUUGAGAGUACCCAUUAUUAAUGAUGGUGGUUCAUCACAUUCCAAAAUUUCAAAGUAUGGAAAAAAUUUAGAAGUGGUUAAUCUUUUAACUUUUCUUGUGAAGAUAAUUAGUAGUGUUGAUCAACCACCAUCAAUUAGAAUUGAAUCUUGGGGUGUUCUCUGUGCAUGUGCAAGAACUCAUUUUGUAUUGAUUAGUCCAAUGUGGCUUCAAAUUAAUCCAUUAAUUGAAUUAGAUUUAAAAGUUGAAGAUGUUAAUAUUAGAACAGCAGCUAUGAAUUUCUUGGUCGAAUAUGCUAGAGAGUUAGCGGCUGUUUGUGGAAGUCGCCAAAAUGAUUCUGAAGAAGAUGGAAUUAUUCAACAAUUUCAAAAUAUUGUAAUGCCAGAAGUAUUUCAAUGGUGGACUGCAGUAUUAUCUAAUCAUAUUCAACUAACUUCUGUUGAUAAAUGUCAUGCCGUACGAGCUUUAUCUUGUGACUUUAUAUCAUGCAUUCCUGCAAAUAUAUUUUCAUCAUUACCUAGUGAAAAGAAAAAUUUCUGCAUAAAAAUUUUACUUGGAUUUGCUAAAGAUGAAAGUCAAAAUGUUAGAGCUGCUGCAUGUCGUGGUCUUGGAGUUUACAUUUUGUUCCCUGAAUUACAACAGGAUACCAAAUUUGCUUCAGAUAUGGCAUUCACAGCUAUUCAACAAAUGUCUGAUUCGAAUCUUUUGGUUAGAGUUAGAAGCAGUUGGGCUUUAGGAAAUUUAUGUGACACGAUGGUUAUAUUGAGUAAUCCCGAAAAUAAUAACGUUAGAAACACUAAUUUGAAUGAAUUUUUGAUAAAUGUCAUGUGGGUAAAAAUUGUUAAAGCUGGUUUAAGUGCUUCAAAUGAUAAUGACAAGGUUAGACCAAAUGGUGUUAGAACUUUAGGAACAGCAAACAUGUUACGAAAUCCCAACAUUCCAAUUGGAUUAAAAACCAAUAGUUGGUCAACAUUAUUAUAUGAAUCAUUAAUUCGAGUGGUUCAAACUUCAAAAAAUUUUAAAGUUAGAAUUAAUGCAUGUUUGGCAUUAGCUACUCCAAUGACUCGAGUGAAAUAUGGUGAUAUUACAAUACUUUGUAAAAUUUUACAUGCAAUAGUUUCAAGUAUAGAGAAUGUUGAUAAUUUAUCUAAUACUGGAUUUUGUGAAGUGAAAUAUCAAGAUCAACUUAGAACUCAGAGAUUUAUUGAACCAUUUAUUGAAAGGGUUAAUCAAUGGUCUGCAAAUAGAAAUGGACAUUCUAGUGUUAUGAAAAGACAAUAA